CGCCGGGCCGGGCGAGGCGGGGGCGGUCAUGGCGGCAGGCGGGGAGGAGGGCUGCGAGCACUACCGGCGUGGCUGUCUGCUACGGGCGCCGUGCUGUGGGAAGCUGUACGCCUGCCGGCUGUGCCACGACGCCGCCGAAGAGCACCGGCUGGACCGCUUCCGUGUGACCGAGGUGCAGUGCACCCGCUGCCGCCUCCUCCAGAAGGCCCAGCAGCGCUGCGAGGGCUGCCACAGCCUCUUCGGCGAGUAUUACUGCGGUAUCUGCCAUCUCUUCGACCGCGACAAGAAGCAGUACCACUGUGCCGAGUGCGGCAUUUGCAGGAUUGGUCCAAAGGAGGAUUUUUUCCACUGUUCAAAAUGCAAUUUAUGCUUAAGCUUGAGUCUUCGAGGAAAGCACAAGUGUAUUGAAAACGUCUCCAGGCAGGACUGUCCGAUAUGUUUGGAGGAUAUUCACACAUCUCGUGUCGGAGCUCACGUUCUGCCGUGCGGUCACCUUCUUCACAGAACAUGUUACGAAGACAUGCUAAAGGAAGGUUACAGGUGUCCUUUGUGCAUGCACUCGGCUUUAGAUAUGACGAGGUACUGGCGUCAGCUGGAUGACGAAGUAGCGCAGACUCCUAUGCCCACAGAGUAUCAGAACAUGAUGGUGGAGAUCCUUUGCAAUGACUGCAACGCCCGGUCUACGGUGCAGUUCCAUCUCCUAGGCAUGAAGUGCAAAAACUGUGAAUCUUAUAACACAGCCCAAGAUGGAAAAUGCCGGCUGUCUUUGGAGGAGCAGUGACCGGGACAGGCGCGGCGUUCGGCUGGAUGAGGAAGGCUCUGCCACAGAAGAGACUGUCUAUUUAAAAAAAAAAAAAAAAAAAACACACUUGUCAGUAAAAAAUUUGUUCCAAGUUGUCAUGGCACCAGUGAAAUGGUUCCAAGGUUUAAUUAAUGCUGGUGCAAAGGGGUUUUGCUGAUUAUGCCCCCUUCCCUAGUACCUGGGGCGUAGCACUGUCAGGCCCUUGAGGAAAUUCCCCGUGGAGCCGUGUGAUGCCAGAUGGUUAGUUUUUAGGGAGAAGGGAGCCCUUUAAAAGAGCUGUUUACUGUGUCAGAGAAGAGACAGCCUACAAGAAGAACUUAAAGAUGCAAAAUAAGAAACGACAAGCAGCUGACACAGCAGAAGAUGUUUUGGGGCAGCUGAAGGUUGUGAGCAUAACAGGAGGUGGAGGUAUAGCUGUUCCGGUUGCAGCUGUUGGGGAAAAUGGGUAGCUCUUGAGAGUGGCCUUUUUAGAUAAAGGUGACAUCCGCAGAGUUUUACGUGAGUACGUUUUGUUCCUUUUAAACGACGUGUUUGUUCUCGGGCCUCGGAGCCAUCGGCACAAGUGGCCGGAGCAGGCGAGCGUGCAGAAACAGCAUCUCUUGGCUGGAUUUGCCGACGUGCAUGGUCGCGUUUACACCCGUUUCUCCCUCGUUUUGCUUUAUUUUCUUAGAAAGGCCGAGGUGUCGUAGGGUUGUAGACUCGUGCGUAGGUUGAUGUUUUGAUGCUGAAGUACACAGAGUGAAGCGCAUCCCCUUGUCUUGUCAGGAUUGACGUCGGGCCGUCUCAUCGGGCUGAGCCAGAGAUGUUUGCUAAAGUAACAGUUCAGAGGCACUCGAGUAGUGCAGGGACCAAUUUUCCAUGGUUUGGGUUGGUUUGUUUUUUUUUUUUUUUAUAGUAUCUAAUUUCACUAUGGGGAGAGAUCAGAAAAUGGAGGAGUGCUUUUUAAAAAAAAAAAAAUCAAAUCUAGUUCUUGUAAUAUCCUGCCCAAGGUGUUCUGCAGUCUAAAUAUUACAGGAAGUUCUUAGUUUCUGAGAAUUUCAGAACAUGCAAAUAGUAUUCAGUAAUGAAAAAUAUUAAAAAAAAAAAAAAAAAAAAAGCCCAGUUGCUCUACACCAUAAAAACUACUUGGUUUUAACUUGUUCUACAGUAAAACAAUAGCUUUUCUUAACCUGACCAUGCCCCUUGCUGUAUGAAAUACGAGGACUCGGACGACAGCGUUACUGUAGCUUGCCUUUACUGGAGUAUCUUCUUCUGAAGCACUUUGCUCACUACUAUAAAUAAAUAUAAAAUAAUGUCUCUAUUAAAGCA
Grus americana (Whooping crane) is the source of this 2110-nucleotide messenger RNA. It is a transcript of the gene RCHY1, whose product is annotated as ring finger and CHY zinc finger domain containing 1. Gene Ontology annotation, biological process: protein ubiquitination; ubiquitin-dependent protein catabolic process. Gene Ontology annotation, cellular component: nucleus. Bases 29 to 781 code for a protein of 250 amino acids. Lineage: Eukaryota; Metazoa; Chordata; Aves; Gruiformes; Gruidae. The record is from RefSeq and is a predicted model, not a curated record. The transcript is spliced from 9 exons. Gene Ontology annotation, molecular function: zinc ion binding; ubiquitin protein ligase activity.